AUGAAUAAUCCCAUUGUAAUUGAUUCAAUUCAAAUUCCCGAACUUUUUAACGCAAUUGUUGCCGCAGUGGAUGAUCAGCUUGGUGAUCUGGGCAUGCGGCACCCGCCGCAUAUCGAACGAACCUUAAUCAGAGCCAAUUCCGCGAUAUCUCACUGUGUUUCACACCCGCGCAUAUCGCCUUCUUGGAAGACCAGACGCACCACAAGCGUGAAAAGCCCCGUUAGGCCUGGCCAUAAAGGCUCUUCGCCGCCGAAAUCUUUUGGGCCCCCGUUGGGCGGGUCGGAGCAUUGGAAGCUGGAGAGCUUCUUGAUUAUGCCGAAAUGGAACUUGAUGGGCAAUUUGGAUAAACUUUCCGGAUUUAAGUGUAAAGGAAUUGCCGACCAUCGGAUACGUUUGGGUCAUAUUCUGGUCCAAAUAUCGAUCCAUUUCAGCUCAAAUAUGGCUCUUUGGCCACCGUAG
Messenger RNA from Kuraishia capsulata CBS 1993, 459 nucleotides. RefSeq lists its product as uncharacterized. Lineage: Eukaryota; Fungi; Ascomycota; Pichiomycetes; Pichiales; Pichiaceae. The transcript has a single exon. The coding region runs from base 1 to 459 and encodes 152 amino acids. The record is from RefSeq and is a predicted model, not a curated record.